Molecule: messenger RNA, 2145 nt
Organism: Jaminaea rosea
Lineage: Eukaryota; Fungi; Basidiomycota; Exobasidiomycetes; Microstromatales
Product: SNase-domain-containing protein
Exons: 1
Coding region: 90-1691 (533 amino acids)
Biological process (GO): regulation of transcription by RNA polymerase II
Cellular component (GO): core mediator complex; mediator complex
Molecular function (GO): transcription coactivator activity
Source: RefSeq, a predicted model, not a curated record
CUCGAGAGUAACACAUCGACAAGUCCAAAGGGGUCCGACCGACCGCCACAGUCGUUCCACUUCACAUCUAUCUUCUGCAUAUAGUCAUCAUGGAGGCUGCCGGCCCCUCGUCUCCCACCAUUCCCGCAGCGCCCGCCCGCUCCUCCCUCCUCCCGACCUACUGGCGCGAUCCAGAGUACCUGCGAAGCGUACCCCUCACCUCUCGCACCGCCUUGGACUAUUUCUCCCUCUCCCACUUCUUUGAUCAGGAGUCGACUAAUCAGGUCCUCCGCAUGCAGAACAUCGCCAAUCCUCAGGCACAGAUGCCUGGAAUGGGUAAAUCAGCUAGGCAGCAGGAGGAGGAGUUGAAGCGUUUCCAAGGGAUCGAGUUCGUCUUGGUGCACUCGAGGGAGCCUACGGGCAAGGAGGCGGUAGAGAAGGGGGAUGAGAGCCUGUACGUGGUGCAGAAGAGACGGAGGACCAGCCCAACUCAGACGGCGGUACUUGAGACGUAUUACAUUCUUAAUGGAAAUGUACACGUAGCGCCGGACUUGGAGACGGUCCUGCAGAACAGGCUCGUGACGGCACUCGAUUCGCUCCGGGCGAGCCUCUCAUUGGCUAGAGCAGCGCAGGCAAGACCCAUCGCACCACCAUCAGCGCGAAUCGAUGACGCCAAGAAGGGGAAAUCAGGCAAGGCAAUGUCUGCGGCAUCAGGUACCACAUUGGGAGCAGAGGCGGUGCGGGAGGCUGCUGCAGAAGGAGGAGCAGCGGGCGGCGCCCAGGAUGAGGACGAGGAGCUCAUGGAGGGAGGGGCCCGGUCAUCACCAGCGCCUCCACCCGCAAACAGCAAGAAGCGCCCCUACCCGAUCGCUUCAAUACUCGAAGCUCCUCCGCCGAGACAGAGUUCCUGGAGCCUCUCCUCCCUCUGGCCAAGCAGCGACCCGCCUCCGUCAUCUCCCCUUUCCACCGUAGGCUCCCUCUUCACAACAGCGCAUCACUACGCCUUCUCCACCCCUUUAGGAACGGCCGUCACAUCCUGCCUCGUCACUGCCACGUCCCUCGUCGUAUACUGGCGCUACUUCCGCCGUCUCCGCUCAACGGAAUAUGUCACGCCUCGCGACCUUCAAUGGCGAGGGCGCAUGCUCACGGGGACAUGCACGCACAUAGGAGAUGCGGACGGCUUCCGUCUCUACCACCAGCCCGGACCCGUGGGGCUGAGAAGCCUACUGUUCCCCGUACCAAAGACGGCGAAAGCGCUCAAGGACGAGACCCUCUCCAUCAGACUGGCGGGAUGCGACGCCCCCGAGCUUGCGCAUUUUGGCAAGGAGGCACAGCCCUUUGCUGCGGAGGCAAAGGAGGCUCUGCGCGGUCUCGUGGAGGGCAAGACGGUCCGCUGCGAUGUAGCUCACGUAGACCAAUAUCGUCGUCUCGUCGCCACGCCAUACGUUUGGGCUCCUCCCUAUGUGCUGGGCAGAACCAACGUGUCCCUCAAGAUGGUCCAGCUGGGCCUUGCUACGGUGUACCGGCAGGCGGGCGCGGAGUACGGGGCAGCGGGUUGGUUGUCGCGGGUGCUCUUCAAGUCAAAGAGUGGGCUGGGCAGAUUGGAGAGGGCAGAAGAGAUGGCGAGGCGGAGGCGUAGAGGCAUGUGGAGCCAGGGCAAGGGGCUUGAGAGUCCGGCCGAAUACAAGAAGCGAGUCAAGCGCGAGAAGUAGGCGGGCACGGCCGGCUACGCUGAUGACCGCUGAUAGAUACCCCGGCCUCGCAAUGAUAAAGCCUCCAAACAGAUGCUCGCACGCGCUCAUGAGUCUCUGAUCGUAUGCAUUUUUCAGGGUAUAGAAGGUGUGGGUAAAAGACACGGAGAGAGGGCUCAGGGGCAGAGAAGCAAGAGGGGUGCUUGAAAGCGAGAAAGAUGGAUGGUGCGCAAGAAAGCCCCGCACGCUUAGCAGAGAAGGUCACUGAUGGCCAUGCGACCCGAAGCGGGCUUAUCAGACGAGGACGAGGACGAUGAGCUGUCGGCUGCAAAGGUGGACGUCGACGUCGUGCGAGGGCUAACGCCCUCCUCGGUGGCGAGGUGGGCACGCUGGUCUCGCACGCGAUGGACGUACUCGGUCGCCUUGGGCGUGACGUCCCUGUCCUCGUAGGUUGCAGAGAUCGGUCGAAGGUGCG